UUGUAGUGUUUCAAAAUGGCGGCUCUCAUGUGUAGAGUUGGAUCAGUCGGUCGUGCUGUAACCAGAAUUAGCCUACGUUCUGUAGUUGCUAUUCCUUCAAAUGCAAGAUCAUUUGCAACUCAGGAUACUGUGACGCACACUGGGCAGGUUUGGGAUGAGAAAGAUUAUAGGAAUGCACGAUUCACUGAUAGGAACAAAGAGGUGAAUAUGAAUUUUAGUAUCAACCUUGUUGCUGAAGAGCCUCCAAUUGAAGUGAAAGGGAGGAGUGUCCAUUGUGAUGGAGGUGGAGGUGCCCUUGGACACCCAAAAGUAUAUAUCAACCUGGAUCCGGAAGGUCCCCAUUCAUGUGGUUACUGUGGACUGAGAUAUAUCAAGGCAAAAGAUACACAUUAACACAGAACCAGUAUCUUGUACAUAAUGAAUGACUUUAUGUGGCUCAAUUGAAUUUAUUAAAUAUGUUUUACUUUAAGAAUAAAUUGGAAAAUUUAUUCA
Molecule: messenger RNA, 492 nt
Organism: Exaiptasia diaphana
Lineage: Eukaryota; Metazoa; Cnidaria; Anthozoa; Actiniaria; Aiptasiidae
Product: NADH dehydrogenase [ubiquinone] iron-sulfur protein 6, mitochondrial
Exons: 5
Coding region: 16-393 (125 amino acids)
Biological process (GO): mitochondrial electron transport, NADH to ubiquinone
Source: RefSeq, a predicted model, not a curated record